Messenger RNA from Spinacia oleracea (spinach), 1167 nucleotides. Its product is annotated as proteasome subunit beta type-6. Gene Ontology annotation, cellular component: proteasome core complex; cytoplasm. The coding region runs from base 147 to 857 and encodes 236 amino acids. The record is from RefSeq and is a predicted model, not a curated record. Gene Ontology annotation, molecular function: threonine-type endopeptidase activity. The transcript is spliced from 8 exons. NCBI's taxonomy places the organism in Eukaryota, Viridiplantae, Streptophyta, Magnoliopsida, Caryophyllales, Amaranthaceae.
UCAUACGUUAUUGCCUUGCUCAAUAAGUCAGUGUGCUCUGCGAUCUCCAUCUAUACUCUCCUCUUUCCUCAUUCCCCUUUCACCAUCUGCAAAACCGUCCGAUUUCUCUGCAAAUCCCUCUAUCUCUCUCUCCACAGCAUACGAAAAUGGAGGACCUCGGUCUCAACGCCCCUCAUUCCAUGGGAACCACCAUUAUUGGUGUCACUUACAAGGACGGUGUUAUCCUCGGCGCCGAUUCUCGUACUAGCACAGGUGUUUAUGUUGCGAAUCGUGCAUCGGACAAGAUAACUCAAUUGACUGAUAAUGUUUAUGUUUGCCGUUCUGGAUCGGCUGCAGACUCUCAGAUAGUAUCUGAUUAUGUACGAUAUUUUCUUCAUCAGCACACGAUACAGUUGGGACAGCCUGCUACUGUCAAAGUUGCUGCGAAUCUUGUCAGACUACUAGCGUAUGGCAAUAAGGAUACACUACAAACAGGCAUGAUUGUCGGAGGUUGGGAUAAAUAUGAAGGGGGUAAAAUAUAUGGAAUUCCACUUGGUGGGACAAUCAUAGAACAGCCUUUUUCCAUUGGAGGAUCUGGCUCCUCAUAUUUGUAUGGAUUUCUUGAUCAAGCAUGGAAAGACGGAAUGUCCAAGGAUGAAGCUGAGGAAUUAGUGAAGAAAGCAGUCUCCCUUGCUAUUGCUCGAGAUGGCGCCAGUGGUGGUGUUGUUCGAACUGUCAUAAUCAACGAAGAGGGAGUGACCAGAAAUUUCUACCCAGGUGACCAACUUCCACUGUGGCAUGAAGAAUUGGAGCCACAGAAUUCGUUGUUGGAUAUUUGGGGUGCUGCUGCUGCAAGCCCCGUGCCAAUGACCGAAUAGAUUUAACUUGUUAAGGGCUUGCUUUGAACAACGUUUAGAUCCUUCCCCAGGCAACCACAUAUGUGUUGCACACCAUUGUACCUUAUAUUUUCUAUCUUGGAUUAUUUGGUUUAGCUUAUGUUGCAGCAUUUGUGAUCCCUACAAAUUCAUGAUAUAUUACAUUGUUGUAUGGUAGUUUGAUGAAAGUCCCUCUGGAAUUAAUGCAGCGAAUAUGAUGUUUUAUUAGACUCCAUCACUGGGCAAAUUGUCAGCAUUUGCUUUCAGCUUGUACCAGGUUGUGUUAUGAAUCUUAUGAGGUCGUUUCUGUUUU